Molecule: messenger RNA, 1167 nt
Organism: Uncinocarpus reesii 1704
Lineage: Eukaryota; Fungi; Ascomycota; Eurotiomycetes; Onygenales; Onygenaceae
Exons: 2
Coding region: 1-1167 (388 amino acids)
Biological process (GO): protein phosphorylation
Molecular function (GO): ATP binding; protein kinase activity
Source: RefSeq, a predicted model, not a curated record
AUGCUUCGCGAUAGCUCAAUUGAUCACAGUACCCACGUCUUCGGGAAGGACGCUGUUAGAUACCAACAUGGUCGGGAGCGGCGAAUAGUCGUGGCACAUGGACUUAAUACGAUGUUUGGGAUUGGCAGCGGAAGAGCUGGAACGGUGCAGUUCGUACUAUUAUGGCAUGGGGAUGCUGAAGAAACGAUGGCAAAGGUUAUGGCUAGGAAACGUGAGAAAGCAAGCAAAUACGGCGACCGUUACCGAUUUCCGAGUCCAGAUGGUAAACUAAUGUUCAGUUCAGUUCGGCGAUCUGAAGGGCAAGCUCGAACAAUUAGAUUUGUCAAAACCAAAAAUCUAGGUUCUGGCCAAUUCGGCGAGGUUUUCAAGGCUCUGGACGUGGACACCGGAAAGCUCAUGGCGGUAAAGCAGCUGAAGACAGGGAAAGUUGCUACAGAGGCUGAGAGACUGAAGAAGCUUCAGCAGUAUCAGCUGCUCGAACGUGAAAUGCAUGCAAUUCGACAGGCAAGGCAUCCAAAUAUUAUCGAGUAUUUAGGCUCACAAGGCUGGGGCGGAGGAAAUGUGAAGAUAUUCACAAGCUUAAAGGAUGGAGAUUUGGUGUCUCUUAUUCAAGCGGGAGAGGACGCUGAACAGGUCGCUAGGCGAGUACUGUGCCACAUGCUUCGAGCCCUGGAUUAUCUUGCUUGUAUUGAGAUAAUCCAUCGCGAUGUCAAACCAGACAAUAUCCUUUAUACAUUCGAGCCAAAUGGCCGCGCUGUCUUCAUUCUCACAGACUUUGGAUGCUCCAGUCGAGCCAACACGGCAAAAUCUAUCAUUGGGACCAGAAUUUACAUGGCGCCAGAAAUGAGCAUGGGAGGCUUGCAAACACCCAAGGUAGACGUAUGGUCACUGUUUGUCACGAUGAUGUGGAUACUAGACGUGCACGGAUUUCGAGCACUGGAGAGGCGGAUUACAUGUGCUGUUGAAAUACAACAAAUAGUGGCAUUCGCAGCAGCCACCCCAUGGCUGUCGGGGAUUCAAGAAAUGGCGGCCCCUGAUCCUCUGCAUCGGGCUUCAGCAGCACAGAUGCUUGUUGGGCUGUACGGCGGGAAGGGUCUAACAACCCCAGUUGAUCGAAUCCCACCGAUGUUGGGCCGGCGUCGCGGUAAUCAUCAUUUUGUAUUUUAG